Messenger RNA from Heterotrigona itama, 1008 nucleotides. The record is from the annotation of a GenBank genome assembly. Lineage: Eukaryota; Metazoa; Arthropoda; Insecta; Hymenoptera; Apidae.
AUGCUAAACGAAAUCCUUGAAGAAGAUAAAAGAGAGAAUUUAAAUAGUGAUAACAAUGGUGGCAAUGAAGAUGAUGGAUCAGAGUGUACAGCUUGUGCAGAAGAAAAUCCAGCUGCCAGAAAGAGGAUCUGUGAGUGCAUGCAUUUCGCAGAGAACUCUUCGAGGUUCUCCCUGCGCGUAAUGGAGGCAAUGAGGUUAUUGCAGUUCAAAGAGGACCGAUUGCUACCGACCUCCACAGUUCGGAAUAUCGUUGACUACAUUCGAACUAAUUAUCACGACGACGGUGACCUUUACGCUCAGGUGCGAACCGCUCUGAAACAGGUCUGUUCGCAAGGAUUCGUCAUGAAGCUGCUGGAAAAUAGGUAUCACUUGAUCGGACCAAAUGCGAUCUCGAUGAAUCAGACCACCUGCGCGAUUGGUGGAAGAGAUUGCACGAUGUCUUCACCAGUUAAAACACCGGUACGUCGCAGGAAACGCAUCGACAAUGGCAAUGACUAUUGCGAGUGUGAAACGACAACCGACGAAGAAGAACCAGAGCCUGCAGGUAAAAGUCGGAAAGUAUCGACCAGUGAAACGAAAAGAGGCUCUCGAAGACGGAACGAAGAAAUGCCGGGAUGCUCUUGCAACGAACGCAUAGACGAAGACGAAUGCGUAUGCAACGAUGUGCAAGUGCAGAGAAGCAUGAAUGACGAUUCAAGAAUGCACGAGGAACGAGAGAAUAAUAACAAAAGAACAGAUGAAGAAAAACAAAGAAGAAUAACGCGCGAUUCCUUGAUCGAGUCUUCAAGAAGAGACGAGACUGACGAAAGAAGGAGAAGAACAGUGGAUACUGACGAUGGAGCAACGACGGAGAAUGAUAGAUUAAACGUGGAUGAUAUUUACGACGAAUUGCGAGACAGAGUUUCGCCUUCAGAAAUGAAAAAACGCGAGAAAGAGCUGAAAGCGUGGCUUAAACGUUGCCAGGAAGAGUGCAAGCGACAAGAGAAACGAAGAGCCAGAAAUAAUUAA